This is a messenger RNA of Diceros bicornis minor, 1257 nucleotides long. Its product is annotated as serpin A9-like. Gene Ontology annotation, molecular function: serine-type endopeptidase inhibitor activity. The transcript is spliced from 4 exons. The record is from RefSeq and is a predicted model, not a curated record. The coding region runs from base 1 to 1257 and encodes 418 amino acids. Lineage: Eukaryota; Metazoa; Chordata; Mammalia; Perissodactyla; Rhinocerotidae. Gene Ontology annotation, biological process: negative regulation of endopeptidase activity.
AUGGCAUCCUCCUUUUAUCCACUUUUCUUAGUUGUUAGCCUCUGUGCGCCAAUCUAUUGUGUGGCCCCAUCCAGUCCCCCCAGCAGAGGAGGCUCCGGCCCUUCCUCCACAAAGAGCAGCCCCGCCUUUCAGGUGUCUUCCAGCAACACCAACUUUGCCUUCCGCCUGUACCGGAAGCUGGUUUUGAAGACCCAGAGUAAGAACGUCUUCUUCUCCCCUGUGAGUGUCUCCGCUUCCCUGGCUAUGCUCUCCCUCGGGGCCCGCUCAGCCACCAAGACCCAGAUCCUCCAGAGCCUGGGGUUCAACCUCACACACACGCUGGAGUCCGCCAUCCACCAGGGCUUCCAGAGCCUGGUCCACUCACUCAGUGUCCCCAGCGAAGACCUGGACUUGAAGAUGGGGAGUGUCCUCUUCAUCAAAAAGGAGCUGGGGCUACAGAAAAAUUUCUUGGAAAACAUCAAGAGGCUAUAUGAGUCAGAAGUCUUUUCUACAGAUUUCUCUGAUACCUCCGCUGCCCAGAAGACGAUCAACAGCUAUGUGGAGAAGGAGACCAAAGGGAAGGUUGUAGACUUAAUCCAAGGCCUUGAACCUCUGACCGUCAUGGUCCUGGUGAACCACAUUUUCUUUAAAGCCAAGUGGGAGAAGCCCUUUAAUCCUGCGUACACGAGUAAAAGCUUCCCAUUCCUAGUGGGCAAAGGGACCACUGUGCAGGUCCCGAUGAUGCACCAGGUGGAGCAAUUUGCUUUUGGGGUGGAUCCGGAACUGAACUGCUCUGUGCUGCAAAUGGACUACAGUGGAGACAUCGUGGCCUUCUUUGUCCUCCCUGGGCGGGGCAAGAUGAGGCAGCUGGAACAGGUCUUGUCAGCCAGGAUGCUGAGGAAGUGGAGCCACUCACUCCAGAAGAGGUGGAUAGAAGUGUUCAUUCCAAAAUUUUCCAUCUCUGCCUCCUAUGACCUGGAAACCAUCCUCCCGAACAUGGGCAUCCGGGAUGCCUUUGACAAUAAUGCUGAUUUUUCUGGAAUCACAAGAAGACACUCCCUGCAGCUUUCAAAAGCCACCCACAAGGCGGUGCUGGACAUCAGUGAGGAAGGUACCGAGGCUGCAGCAGCCACAGCCAGCAAGUUCAUAGUCCGGUCGAAGGACGGCCCAUCUCAAUCCAUCAUCUGUUUUAAUAGGCCGUUCCUGAUGCAAAUUAUAAGGAGAUCCACAGAGACCACUCUCUUCCUAGGGAAAGUGGAAAAUCCCACUGAAUUCUAG